Moesziomyces antarcticus is the source of this 1893-nucleotide messenger RNA. Its product is annotated as glycoside hydrolase family 1 protein. Gene Ontology annotation, molecular function: beta-glucosidase activity. Bases 1 to 1893 code for a protein of 630 amino acids. The transcript has a single exon. The record is from RefSeq and is a predicted model, not a curated record. Gene Ontology annotation, biological process: carbohydrate metabolic process. Lineage: Eukaryota; Fungi; Basidiomycota; Ustilaginomycetes; Ustilaginales; Ustilaginaceae.
AUGAUCUCAGCCAAAGGUUGGUCCACUGUGCUCCUUGCACUCACCCAUGCAGCCGCGCUGCUCGCUCUUCCAGGUGCCACAGCCACCCCUGUCGCCGUCGACCCGUACAACGGGAGCGGCUCGCUCGAGUCUCGCGCCGCGUCCGAUCCGUCCAUGAACGCUUCGGAUCCCUUCUCCGCCUACCGCGCGGUGAAUCACACCCAAGAGUAUCUCGAUAGUCUGUGGGCACUGCUCGAAGACAAGAUGCCCGUGGUAGAGGCCAACAUCACCGAGGUGAUUCCGCGACCAAGCCAAGACUCGAUCUACGUACCGCCUGACCCGACUCAAAGGUCGGUGGUGCUUGGUUUGUCCGACGCCUACGACUGGCCUCCUCAGGGAGCCGCUUGCAACAAAGCUGGUGGGCUCAAGUUCCCCGACUCCUUCCGAUGGGGUGUCGCAACCGCCGCAUUCCAGGUUGAAGGAGCUGCCAAAGCAGACGGCAAGGCACCCAGCAACUGGGAUCUGUGCGGUCACUACUUCCCUGGGUGCAUCGCCAACAACCAGACCGGCGACGUAACAGACAACCACUACUACCAGUACAAGGAAGAUCUCGCCCGACUCAAGAAGAUGGGCGGUAAGAUCUACUCGUUCUCCAUCUCAUGGUCGCGCAUCUUCCCCUUCGGAAGCGGUCCGGUCAACGAAGCAGGUCUGCAGCACUACGACGACGUCAUUAAUGAGGCCAUUGCUCAGGGUCUCGAUCCCGUGGCGACGUUGCAUCACUGGGACACGCCGCUAGCGCUCGAGUUCGAGUACGGAAGCUUCCGCAACGAACGCAUCGUCGAUGACUUUACCAACUAUGCAGACACCGUCCUCAGGCGAUAUGGCGAUCGUGUCAAGACCUGGGUCACCUUCAACGAGCCCAACCAGAUCUGUGGCGAGUACCAAUCCGGCCUGCCGUACAACGUGACGUACAACGGCGAUUUGACCGGCCAGCAGAGUCUGUUCUACUGCGCAAAGAACCUCUUGCUUGCCAACGGAAAGGUGCACAAGCUCUACCACAAGCUCAUUGCCAACGGCACGCUGCCAAAGGGUGAGAUGGGAUUCAAGAACGACAACACCAUCGCUCUGCCUCACCGCACCGGCAACGAAGAGGACAUCCGAGCUGCCGAGAGACACGAUGCCGUUUUGCUGGGUCUGUGGAGCGACCCUGUCUACAGCACGGGUGACUGGCCCCAGAUCCUUCUCGACACGACGCCGGCUGACGUCUUGCCCCGCCUCAAUGAGUCGGACAAGGCCAUCAUCAAGGGAGCAGCCGACUACUACGCUAUCGACCUCUACUCGGUCCGAGUAGCACGAGCCACUCGGGCACCCGGCGGACUUGCUGCGUGCGAGCGCAACAUCACGCACCCUGACUGGCCCGGAUGCACCUCUUCGAUUGAGAGUGACUUCCAGACCAUCAGCUCCGACGCCACAGGCAACUCGGUCUGGCCGAUCGGCGAGCUCGCCGACCCUCGCUCGAGCUGGCUGUACAACUCGGCGGGUCUUGUGCGUCAGUUCCUCCGCCAGAUCCGCGACCGCUGGAGUGGCGACAAGGUGAUCUACCUCAGCGAGGUCGGUUUCGCUGAACCUUUUGAGAGUGAAAAGAUCAACGUCUCUCAGUUCGCACUCGACUCGGCCAGGACGCGCUACGUGAUUGAUCAGCUGCAAGAGUACCUGCUCGCCAUUCACGAAGAUGGCCUCAACCUCGGCGGUGUCUUCUUCUGGAGUCUGCUGGACAACCUCGAGUGGAACUCGGGGCUCGACCUCCGCUUCGGCCUUCAGUAUGUCAACUACACCAGCCACGGUCUCGACCGUCACUUCAAGCAGUCUUUCCUCCGCAUCCGCGACUACAUGCGCGAUCACUCGAGCCACUAA